AUGGCAACCCCACCCACGGACCGCCGCCCCAUCAUCAUCUCCGGCCCCUCUGGCGUCGGCAAAGGAACCCUCUACAACCGCCUCUUCGCUCAACACCCCGACGCAUUCUGCCUGUCCGUCUCGCACACCACCCGCUCCCCGCGGGUAGGCGAGACCGACGGCGUAGACUACCACUAUGUCACCAUGGAAGCGUUCGAGGACCUCAUUGCGAAAGACGGAUUCGUCGAGCACGCCAAAUUCGGGGGCAACCGCUACGGAACCAGCAAGAUGACCAUCGAGGAGCAGACCAAGAAGGGAAGGGUGGUGCUGCUGGAUAUCGAAAUGGAGGGAGUCAAGCAGAUCAAGCAGUCUAGCAUUGCUGCGCGAUACAUCUUUAUUGCUCCCCCGUCGAUCGAGAUCCUGGAAUCACGGCUCCGUGGCCGUGGGACUGAGAACGAGGCCAGUGUGCAGAAGAGACUGACACAGGCGCAUAAUGAGCUCGAGUUCUCCAAGACGCCCGGUGUUCAUGACAAGAUUAUUGUCAAUGAUGAUCUUGACAAGGCUUACAAGGAGCUGGAAGACUACAUUUACCAGCCAUCGGAUUCUUGA
Molecule: messenger RNA, 588 nt
Organism: Pochonia chlamydosporia 170
Lineage: Eukaryota; Fungi; Ascomycota; Sordariomycetes; Hypocreales; Clavicipitaceae
Product: guanylate kinase
Exons: 3
Coding region: 1-588 (195 amino acids)
Biological process (GO): purine nucleotide metabolic process
Cellular component (GO): cytosol
Molecular function (GO): GMP kinase activity
Source: RefSeq, a predicted model, not a curated record